Messenger RNA from Orbilia oligospora ATCC 24927, 321 nucleotides. RefSeq lists its product as uncharacterized. Bases 1 to 321 code for a protein of 106 amino acids. The record is from RefSeq and is a predicted model, not a curated record. The transcript has a single exon. Lineage: Eukaryota; Fungi; Ascomycota; Orbiliomycetes; Orbiliales; Orbiliaceae.
AUGAUCUAUUCGAUCCUAAGCUGGUUUCCUCGCUAUCUCUUCCCAGAAGCCCAAGCCGAUAGCAGUGGCAGGAUCGAGGAAUUUCCCAUACAAAUCACAGACAAAGUCAUAGUCCCGAAAUACGCCUUAGAUAUCCUAGGAACGAAAUCAUUCAUCAAACCGGCAGAAUAUCACAUCAUCUACCAGUGGGUUAGAAUAGGCCUCCAGACAGAUGACGAGCGGAUUGUUUCUGAAUCAUUAAGAGCGAUUGAGGAAUCUGCACAUCCUAGAAUCACUGAUACUGAAAUAGACGGAUUACCUACCGCUCAGAAGGCAUACUAA